UCGCCUCGGUUUGGUGCAUACGGUUGUGCAGCAUCUUGGCGCUUUUGGAAUCACAGACAGUUUCCUGUUUAAUAAUUAAUAGCUGCUUUCCGCUUUCGCUUUCUUAUGUUUUGUGAUUUUUUGUCAUUUAUGAUUUAUGUAAAAACUUAUUACUUAUGGUGUACUUGCGAAGUUUUGCGGCUUAUCGUUCAUCAAUCAGCAGUUUGAUUAAGUAACAAUAGUUUGCUGUAUCCUGUGAAACAAAUAUUUGUGGGCUAUGCGCUGGAUGAAUUAGCGCAAGUUUAAUUUUUUCGGUUUGAUAACUUUGAUUGCAAUAUGUAAUUCUAUGUUUCAUGAAUUGGGAUGUAUGGGAGCCAGUCAGUGGAAGAGCACUGUGGAAUCUAGUUAGGAACACCAGGACGUGUCCUGAGUUUAGUUUAACCGUUUAUUGCUGGCAGUUGCUGUUUGUGUACUAUAACAAAUGGCUGCCAGUAAUUACACCCGUCGAAAAAUAGAUCAACGAAGGAGUCUGCAACCAGAGCGCGAGAACUGGGACGAUGACAGUGCUUCGGACCGUGGGAUCAGUUUCGCUGCCAGAGGAUCUCCGUCUCCAGCCUUUCCUCAAUCUGGAUUAAUUCACCGUUUGUUCCCUUUUAUCAUCGAAGAGCGCUCGAAAAAUCGUCACAAACAACGGACAGAAACAUGGGCAUAUGGCAGUGCAUUCAUGGAUCCCGGGCUGCAUGUAUCACCUUAUCCAGCGCAGACUAAUGACAGCAAAUGGGCCGAUAUGUUUUUCGAUAAUUUUGUGCCAAGUAUCAACCAUCAAAAUCACGAACUGCAGGAUGAUUUGUUGUUUUUGGUACGGCGUGCAGUUCCGGAAGAUUCCAAAACUGGAAUACCGCAGGUCUCGGUGGAUGUCAUUCGGAGAGAGAAUAUUGCGAAGCUGCCAGCUCCAAACGAUCGCACAGUAGAAUGGGAAGAGACAGUUUAUCUGAAUUUAAUAUUAAAUCACCUGGAAUAUUUGGUUACGUGUGCUGUAUGUUCCCGAAGUACGCCAAAAGAUUUGCAAAUAAUUAGGCGCCAAACUACGAGGGUUUUUGCUUCUCCCAGUAAGCGACGUAUGGACAGUAAAGGCGAAUCAGAAGAAAUGGCUUACCCAAAUUUAUUCUUUUGUAUCGACAAUUUUGAGGAGAUAUUUUCCGAAAUCGUGGUGCGCGAUGGGGAAAUGGUUUGUGUGGAACUGGUUGCUAAAGAUCCAAUGGGAUCAUCCAUUAAGUCGGUCUUAUUCUUGGGAUCGGUGCGCUAUGAAUUGUUGAAACAAGUCUUUGAUGCCCGAGCUAGCUUGACCAGUAAAAUGGCGGAGCGGAUGUCUUUGUGGAACAUGAACCGGCGAACGGAGUUCGUCCGUAUGAAAGGUCCACAAGGACGCGGCUAUGCCGAAAUGGCCGUCUCGAAGGUACAAGGGUCCAAACCAAGCACUCCUUGCCAUGAUGAGGCCGAUGAGUUUGAUUUCGGAGACGUGGAGGAGCAGCUCCAGAUGAACAGCAGGCGCCAGUCUGACCCGUUUAGACAAAUCGGUGUACCGCUACGUUCAACAAAUCAGCCGAAUUUUCUCCGUAAAUCACAUUCCGAAUCCUUUCGCUCAGAAUUCGAUAGCCGGCUCAGUAAUGAAGUGCAAGCUACCCCGCUUCAAGAUGAAGUGGAAGAAGGGGGUUUUUAUAAUCAGUGGGGUUUUCGUGGAUUGAACCAAGCAUGGCAUUGGUAUAAGGAGCGCCGACGUAAUGGGUCCAUUGCGUUAAACGGACAUUUGACAUAUGUUACAUUGCCGUGGUCAGCCAUAAUAAACGCUGUCCUUGAGGAAAAAAGUCAACCAGUUUUGACCGAUAUUUAGGUGUGCUUGCAGACAUCUUUCGUUUGGACAUUGAUUACUGUGUAUUGGUUGUAUUCGUUGUUAUUUCCAGUUAUCUCUUAUAUUGUGUAUUGUGAUGCAAGUGUUUUGAGCCCGGUGAAUAAGUAACAUUCGUAAAAUAAGUAUUUCGACAUUUCUCGGUUUGGUCUUUGAAUGCUGUUAUUUUCUUAAAACACGUAUUUGCAAGGGCCACUGUCCAUCGGUAACGUUUUUUUGGUGAUUCAGAAGCAGCGUUCGAAGAACGAAAGAUUAAAAAUUUAUCGAUC
This is a messenger RNA of Paramacrobiotus metropolitanus, 2154 nucleotides long. RefSeq lists its product as uncharacterized. The record is from RefSeq and is a predicted model, not a curated record. The transcript has 10 exons. NCBI's taxonomy places the organism in Eukaryota, Metazoa, Tardigrada, Eutardigrada, Parachela, Macrobiotidae. Bases 461 to 1870 code for a protein of 469 amino acids.